This is a messenger RNA of Oryza brachyantha (malo sina), 1184 nucleotides long. RefSeq names its product ran-binding protein 1 homolog c. Lineage: Eukaryota; Viridiplantae; Streptophyta; Magnoliopsida; Poales; Poaceae. The coding region runs from base 96 to 767 and encodes 223 amino acids. The transcript has 4 exons. The record is from RefSeq and is a predicted model, not a curated record. Gene Ontology annotation, molecular function: GTPase activator activity. Gene Ontology annotation, cellular component: cytoplasm; nuclear pore. Gene Ontology annotation, biological process: nucleocytoplasmic transport.
UCUCCUCUCCUCUCUCUCUCGCGAUCGGGCCUCCUCGCUCCUCCCCGAGACUUCUGGAAACCGAGAGCUCCGGCGAGCGGAAGCGAGAGCCCUCGAUGGCCGACAAGGAGCCCGCCGUCGUGGACCGCCGCGAGGACGAGGAGGCGGAGGCGGAGGGCGCCUCCGCCGCGGCGGGCGGCGAGGAGGAGGACACCGGCGCCCAGGUCGCCCCCAUCGUGCGGCUCGAGGAGGUCGCCGUCACCACCGGCGAGGAGGAUGAGGACGUGCUCCUCGACAUGAAGGCGAAGCUGUACAGGUUCGACAAGGACGGGAACCAGUGGAAGGAGCGGGGCACGGGCACCGUCAAGCUCCUCAAGCACAAGGAGAACGGCAAGGUCCGCCUCGUCAUGCGCCAGGCCAAGACCCUCAAGAUCUGCGCAAACCAUCUAGUGAUCUCGAGCACGAAGAUGCAGGAGCACGCGGGCAGCGACAAGUCGUGCGUCUGGCACGCGGUCGACUUCGCUGACGGCGAGCUGAAGGAGGAGAUGUUUGCAAUCCGGUUUGGCUCCGUGGAAAACUGCAAGAAGUUUAAGGACUUGGUCGAGGAGAUUGCAGAAUCACAAUCAAAGACGGAAGACAAGGAAAGUGAAGAAGAUUCAUCUGCUGCUGGCCUGUUGGAGAAACUCAGCGUAAGUGAAAACAAAUCCGAGGAAGCUGCGACAAAGGAGGAAUCAGCCGAUGCUGCCAAGGAAACAGAUAGCAAACCGGCUGCCACCUCAUCUGAGUAGUCAGCGGUGUGGAACCUCCACAGCACUACUGCUGAGCGCCCCUCGGUGGGAAAGAGUCAGCUUGUCGAUACUUCCCGUCUAUGGAAGUUAAAGGUCGUUUAGCCAUGAGAUAUGCUGAGAACAUUUGGCAGAGUCGGAAGAUGUCAGGGUCAUCAUUACCAGUUGGGCGUUCACGUGUUAUUAUUUAUUUGUUUGUCUAAGGUUGGUUUCUGCUUAGAGUCGCAGAUUGGCUUUGGAUCAGGUCUGUUCGGGUCUGUGCUUUUAUCGAGAACUCGAAAUGUAGGACGAGUUGGGGCGUUUUGGGCAUGAGUUGUGCGUAUCCUCGCUGCAUGGUUUGUUGUUGGAUGCGUGCUAUUCAUAUAAAUUACAUAUGUUGUUUAUUUCUAUCCAGUUGCUGUGGUUCAGAUACUUCUGUUC